ACUGCAGAUUCACUCAAGAGAUUAGUCUCCACAUGUCCCAGCUGUAGGAACACGGUCCGACUUUGUAAAGCUCUGGAGUCAGGUUGUUUCUUAAAGGAGGUUUGGUCUUGGGAGGCGGAUCAUUACGCGCUCUCCUUCACUUCUCCAGCCUGCGUGCGCGCCACACUCUGCUAGUACCUUCGUGGCUUGUCACAGUGGAUGGUCGGAGCAGUCCAUCCAGGCUGCAAACAACAUGCCAGGCGAUGGAUUCACCAUUAAAAGUCGCAUCAGAAAGUUGCUGCGUUCUCCAUCCGCCGGACAGAAGAACGGCAAAGAAAAUCUCACCAGCAAGGUGACUUUGGAGAAAGUUUUGGGCAUCACCGCUUCAGGAAACAGUGGUCUGGCCUGCGACCCUCGGUCUGGACUCGUGGCCUAUCCUGCAGGGUGUGUGGUAGUCCUACUGAACCCCAAAAAGAACAGGCAGCACCACAUUAUCAACACUUCAAGAAAAACCAUCACAACUCUGUCUUUCUCCCCCGAUGGCAAAUACUUGGUGACGGGAGAGAGCGGUCACCUACCAGCGGUGAGAGUAUGGGACGUGGCAGAGCGGAGGCAAGUGGUGGAGCUCCAGAAGCACAAAUAUGCCAUCUCCUGUGUGGCUUUCUCCCCCAACAGCAAAUACAUAGUCAGUGUAGGAAACCAGCAUGACAUGAUGGUCAACGUCUGGGCGUGGAAGAAAGAUGUAAUAGUGGCAGCUAACAAGGUGUCCAGCAAGGUGAAAGGUGUGUCCUUCUCUGAGGACAGCUCCUACUUUGUAACAGUGGGGAACAGGCAUGUUAAGUUCUGGUAUUUGGACCACUGCAAGGCCAGCAAGGCCAGCGCUCCUGUGCCUCUACUGGGCCGCUCCGGGUUGCUGGGAGAGCUGAGGAACAACUUCUUCUGCGAUGUGGCUUGUGGUCGUGGCUCUAAAUCUGACUCCACUUUCUGCAUUACCUCCUCUGGCCUGCUGUGUGAGUUUAACAGCAAGAGGAUGCUGGACAAGUGGGUGGACCUACGGACUGGGGUGGCUCAGUCGCUGUCUCUCUCUGAAGAUAUGAUCUUCUGCGGCUGUGCUGAUGGAACAGUGCGAGGCUUCAGCCCUGCUGACUUGCACUUUGUGUGCACACUGCCGCGGCCGCACCCCCUCGGCUCUGACGUCUCUGCCAUGACUGAGGCCAGUCAGCUGCUCAACACCACAGCGGAUGCCCGUUACCCAGACACCGUUGCUGUUACCUAUGACCCCGUCAGCUGCCGGCUCAGCUGUGUGUAUAAUGACCACAGUCUGUAUGUGUGGGAUGUGAGAGAUAUGCACCGGGUGGGGAAGGUGCACUCUGCCCUCUUUCAUCCUGCCUGUGUGUGGGACCUGGAGGUGUUUCCAGAUGUUCCUGGAGAACUGGCUGCUGGUAUGUCAUCAGGUGCAUUCCUUACUUGUUCAGCUGACAACACCGUGAGAGUGUGGCGCAUGGAGGACUGGACACAAACGCAUGUUCAUUCUCCAAACAUCCUGAGCCAAGAUCUUUUGGAUAUAAUCUACAUUGAUGGAAACACUAGUGCCUUGCUGGAUCCAGAGUGUGUAACAAGUGGGAAUGCAGAGGUCAAGUCAGGGGAUGGACAGACAGCAGAAAUCAGGACAGGCAUCAGGACCAUCUGUGUCAGUCCAGAUGGCAAACACCUGGCAUCUGGAGAUCGCAACGGCGUGCUGAGGGUUCAUGAUCUUAGCAGCAUGGAGGAGAUCCUGAAGGUGGAAGCCCAUGAUGCUGAGAUCCUCAGCCUUGAAUACAGUAAACCAGAAACAGGUCUGAAGCUGCUGGCCACAGCCAGCAGGGAUCGUCUGAUCCACGUUUUGGAUGCAGAAGAUGACUACAGCCUGGUGCAAACACUCGAUGAACACUCUUCAUCCAUAACAGCCGUCCGCUUUGCUGCCAACGACAACAAAGUGAGAAUGAUCAGCUGUGGGGCAGACAAGAGCAUCUAUUUCCGCACAGCACACAAGACUGAAAGGGGAACAGAGUUCAGGCGUUCCCACCACGUGGUGAGGAAGAGCACGCUUUAUGACAUGGGCGUGGACGCUGCCUGCAAGUAUGCCGCCGUUGGCUGUCAGGACCGCUGCAUCAGGAUUUUCAACAUCAGCAAUGGCAAACAGAAGAAACUCUAUAAAGGAUCUUUGAGUGAAGAUGGCAGUUUGCUCAGGGUUCAGAUCGAUCCUUCUGGUCAAUAUGUGGCCACCAGCUGCUCCGAUAAAAACAUCAGCAUCUUUGACUUCUACACCGGGGAGUGUGUCGCCACUAUGUUUGGACAUUCUGAAAUCGUCACUGGGAUUAAGUUUACCAGCGACUGCAGGCAUUUGAUUUCUGUGUCAGGGGACAGCUGUAUCUUUGUGUGGAGACUGGCCCCAGAACUGACAAUCACCAUGAGAGAGAGACUGUACCAGCUCAGAGAAAACCCAAACACACCACCCUGCAAGACCCCCAGCCUCAGGCGUGAGGUGUGCAGUGCUCCUGCUCUGGGGGGUUUGUCCUCUGACAGCGACCGCGAGCACGAGGAGGACGACAGAGCGGGGAACGAUGACACCAAUGACCCUGAAGAUAACGCAACCCAUUCUUCUUCUGCCAGCAGCCACGAAGAAGAGGAUACAGGAGGCUCAGAUGAAGGACAAGACUGGGAACUGACAAAGCAUGGAGUCAUUCCUGACUCCUCGAAGCGUCCCCGGAGGCGUUGGUCUCAUCGUAUGGGCUCAUUGGAAGUGAUGGUUAAAUCCAUGCUGGAUCUGAGUCAACUGGAAACCUUUGCUCACAAGAAAAACCCCAGCUCCCCCCUGCAUAACAGAGGGAGACAGAGCAUGCUCAGCUUCCAAGAGCCUGUGAUGGGGGAAAGACCCAGGAGACAUCGACCCUGGUCACACAGCGACUGGCUGUCCUCACACACUUCCAGGGACACCAAGGGGGCUGAUGUGCUCUAUCCUGAAGGAAAGGGGGACAACACAAAUCCGCUGGACAGUGAUUUCUGCAGGACGCAAGGACGAGGGAUCCAUACUGAGAGCCAGGACAGCCUCAGCCCAGACAGUGCUUGCUCCUUGGGUUAUGACAGCAGAGAGCCCAGCCCAGAUCAUAUUUUGGAUGAUUCUGCAGAAGUGGAAUCUCUGAGUCAGGACAGCUCUGAUGAGGAGAAUGAUGAGAAGGAGGAAGAAGAGGAGCAAACGGCAGGAGUGACAAGUAUGGACGAGGCUCUGAGGACGAUAACGGAGGCUGCCGGAUGCAGUCAAGUGGAUUUCCUCAAGCAGAACUUUGAGACGCUGUCAGAGAGCUGCACUACAGCCGAGCAGAGCAGAGUCCCGAGGCUCAGUAUGUCUUCACGCUUCCUGGCCAGAGGACAUAAUAACCGAGAGGUGCCUCUGUUUGCCAAAGCGAAUGGAAAGGAACAAGGCAUCCGCUCUGCUAAGCCCCCAGUGUCAAAAGUGCGGCCCUUGAUGGAAGAUGGUGAAAAUGACGGCCCCGUGUCCACCAGAAACACUCAGGAGACAAAGGCUCCAGAGAGAAGCAGUCCUCCUGCACUCAGACCCCUGAAGAAGACGACUUCAGGGCCCCCCCUCUGGAGGUUUUCUAACCCUCCCCCCAAAGCUUCGCUGUUCCCGGACAGAACGUCGUGUCUCCAGAAAUCACGCUCUGCUCAGGACUUGGACACACGCUCGCUUCCCUCCCCUGUGCCCUCUAGUGACCACAGGGAGUUGCACAAGAGACCUCAGCAGCUUCUCCUGAGUGAUGCCUCUCCCAGACCUUCCUCAUGCUUUUCUUCACACUCCUCUGGGUCCCCACAGUCAUCCCAGUCCCCACUUUCAUGGGAGAGCCCCAAACUCAAGCCCCAGCACUCUUACAUGAAUCCCACCGCUAGCUCUGUAGCCAAAAGCAGCCGAUCCUCCUCUUUUGGAGAUGGCAUCCAGAUGGGCACUCCACCAGGCUCCCCCUUCAUUCCCAAGAGGAGGAGUUUCUCUGUGGAGCUGGAAAUUGAGGCUCCUCUACUUGCUUCAUCUCCUGUCCUGGAGUCACCAUCCUCUGCUACAUCAAAAUCAACCCCUCUACUCUCAAACGCUACCUCCACAACUCCACCUCAUCCUACAGCCACAGUCCCACCAACUUGCUCCACCCAGAAUGUCCCUCCUUCUCGCAUCCCACUUCCUAAGCAGCCUCUCAGCCCUCGGCGCAGCCUCUGCCUGGAGGUGAAGCCAAGCUCGAGCUGGUCUGAAGGCACCACCAGGGCUUCUGCUCCUACAACAGAAACCGAAUAUCACAGCAGAGCUGCCCCCCGAAACAAACAAGGCAGGCAUCUGUCUCUGAGUUUGGAUUCCUGUUUGUCAAGUUUCUUACCUGUGAAACAGAAAAGGCACUCCGUUUCUGAGAGUUCUAAGGAGCCAGGUCAGGCGGCUGUAGCUAAAGAGUGCCCUCUGGUGCCUGAACAGGCCCACACAUCAAGCCCACAACCAGAUCACUCAGUCACCUUGGAAACUUGUAGGCAGGUUGUUACCGAUCUUCACAGCAGUCUGCAGAAAACUGUCAUGUUGUAUACUACGGUACUACAGGACGGCCAACAGCCCAGUGAAGAUCAACAGGAGAUGAGGAGCAUACUGUUCAAGGCACUGCUUACGGUUAAGGAUGAGCUGGACUCGCUGCCUCAUCCCUCCUCACCCGAGUGUGAAGAGCCCCCAGGGGUAAAAGGUGACGGAGAGAAGGCCCUGGCUCUGCUGGAGCAGUACGCUGAGCUGCUGGUGAAGUCUGUGGAGAGGAGAUUAGAUACCAAGACCUGAAGAGAUAGACUGAUGUUUGUAAACCAGGAGGAGAAAGAGAGAUGAAGACUCAAUAGCACUGUAAACUGCACAAUUACUUAUUUGCACAGAAAUCUUUUGGAACUUUAUUUAUAGACUGAAAGCAGAGGAUGUAUCAUUAUAUUUGUAGAAAACAAUAAUAUGGAUGUAAAAUGUAUUUUUUUCUAUGUUGCCUUGUUUUCAUAUUGUCACUGUUCUUCUUUGUCUGUAGAACACCUUUUUAAAAAAAAUCUAAUUUAAUUUGUCGAGUGAAUGUUACAAAGGGACCCGCUGAAGGGACAAAGGGGAUGAAGUCACAUGAAGAGCAGAGGUAGUCCAAAACUACUGAAAGCAUGUGGCUGAAAGAAGACUGCAUGGGUUUAAAAAUAUGUCAGUUUCUGUUAUAGAUGGUUGGUGAUUUAAAAAAAAAAAAUUGUUAAUUAUUGUCACAAUUUUUAUUUUUUUAUUAUUAUUUUUAAGCCAAGUAAAUAGGAAUGUAAAUAGAGAUAUAUGAAUGUGAAAGUGCUGAGAUGUUUUCAGUUUUCAAUGAAUUUGUUUAUUAUAUCUGUAAGAUAAAGCUAAUCAUUAUUUGUUCCCGACAUUCAUAUCCAGAUCAAAAUUCAAGCACUGUAAGUGGAAUCCUUGGCCUAAAUGUGAUUUUAGCUUAAAGGUCUGAAACAGAGUCUACAAUUUACCAGUUUAUAGCUGCGGUAUAUAUAUAUAUAUAUAUAUAUAUUCUCUAGACAAAAUAUAAAAUAAAACUGCCCAAAGCCUGGAUCGGUAUCUUUAGGCCUCACUGUUGUGGGUAAAAAUGUUGAAGUGGAGGUUUAGAGGAGCGAGGACAGAAAUGGUCUUACUGUAGAUUUGAGAUGUUUCCCACGUGAAUGAUCUGAAAGCUUUUAGCUAGAGCUGCUGUAUUUGGGCUACCUCUGUCAGCCAUAUAAUUCAUAUUUUUGUGCUAAUGGUGUUUUUCUUGUAACAGCGUGUAUCAGACAGUGAAUAUCGUUGUUAGUUCCUUUUGUACGUUUGUGAGAUUUUCUUUUUUUCUGAAAGAGAUUUUCUUUUCUUUUACUGUUAUACAGUUUCAUAGUGUUGCUCUGUUAAAAAUAAACAGUCAAAACAA
Molecule: messenger RNA, 5936 nt
Organism: Archocentrus centrarchus (flier cichlid)
Lineage: Eukaryota; Metazoa; Chordata; Actinopteri; Cichliformes; Cichlidae
Product: mitogen-activated protein kinase-binding protein 1-like
Exons: 33
Coding region: 233-4816 (1527 amino acids)
Biological process (GO): positive regulation of JNK cascade; negative regulation of canonical NF-kappaB signal transduction
Cellular component (GO): cytoplasm
Molecular function (GO): protein binding
Source: RefSeq, a predicted model, not a curated record